AUGUCAAAUACCACAUCUAACCCCGUGGUGGACAUUCACACGCACAUGUACCCGCCGAGCUAUAUAUCACUGCUUUCCAACAGAACAUCGGUGCCAUACAUACAUCAGCCAUCGGAUCCCAAAGCCGAUCCACGGCUGAUCAUCCUCGACUCCGACGAUGACCCGUCGCGGCCAAAAUCGUCCAGAGGACGACCUGUUGACAGCACGUAUUCGUCGUUCAACAAGAAGCGAGAAUUCAUGAAAGUACACGGCAUCACCUGCAGCGUCAUCUCACUCGCAAACCCGUGGCUCGAUUUCCUGGAGCCCGAGUCCGCUCUGAGGACGGCUGUUGGUAUCAACGACGAUCUCGAGCGUGCGUGCUCCGAGAACAAUGCCUCAGCCGAAUAUUCCGACCUCAAACUAUAUGCAUUUGGCAGUCUGCCACUCUCCGCGCCUGCGAAGGAUAUCGUCUCGGAGAUUCAACGCCUCAAGACCCUCCCCCAUGUGAAAGGCGUUAUCAUGGGCACCACGGGGCUUGGGAAGGGAUUGGACGACCCGGCUCUAGAUGACAUCUACGCCGCACUGUCUUCUACGAAGACCAUCGUCUUUCUUCAUCCUCAUUAUGGGCUCCCCGCAGAAGCGUUUGGUGGUCCAUCUGUUGUUGCGAGGUAUGGCCAUGUCUUGCCCCUGGCCAUGGGCUUUCCGUUGGAGACCACCAUUGCCGUGUCGAGGAUGUAUCUCGCCGGCGUAUUCGACCGACAUCCGAAGCUUGAAUUCUUACUUGCACAUUCAGGAGGGACAUUGCCAUUCCUAGCAGGCCGUAUUGAGUCCUGUGUGGCCCACGAGCGAGAAUUCAUCGCCAACGGUGGGCAGACUCAGGGUCCGCAAAGAUCUAUUUGGGAUGUGCUACACUCUAACCUCUACCUCGAUGCUGUAAUAUAUGGCCAGCCAGGGUUGAAGGCGGCGCUGGAAGCAGCGGGAAGCGUGGAUCGAAUCAUGUUCGGAACCGAUCAUCCGUUCUUUCCACCCUUGGGCGACGAGGAAGGGGCGAAAUGGUUGAGCGUGGAGAGCAAUAAAGGAGUCAUUGGAGACUCAUUCCCAAACGACGAGGAAGCCAGAAGGAAGGUUCUGGGUGGAAAUGCAGUCAGAGUGCUUGGCCUUGACUUAUGA
Exophiala bonariae is the source of this 1149-nucleotide messenger RNA. RefSeq lists its product as uncharacterized. The record is from RefSeq and is a predicted model, not a curated record. NCBI's taxonomy places the organism in Eukaryota, Fungi, Ascomycota, Eurotiomycetes, Chaetothyriales, Herpotrichiellaceae. Gene Ontology annotation, cellular component: cytosol; cytoplasm. The transcript has a single exon. Gene Ontology annotation, biological process: secondary metabolic process. Bases 1 to 1149 code for a protein of 382 amino acids. Gene Ontology annotation, molecular function: hydrolase activity; carboxy-lyase activity.